AUCUGUGGCCGUCAAAGAAAUAUGUCUUUAAUUUCUUCUGUUGUUUUGCCAAUUUUUAAUUCGAUCCGUGGGAGAGACGUGAACUCUCUCCAACUCCCUCCCCCGUCGCCCUACCGUAAAAACAAUAGAAAUGCGAUUUGCCGGAAUUUGAGGGCGAGGAAUCGGGGCGCAGAAACAACAACUGUCGCUUUGCGUUGAGAUCCAUUGGAGACCCACCGGCCGAUCAUUGAAUUGAUUGGGCGACAGCUGCGGCUGCGGUUUUCAGUUCACGUCCGUUUGAUUUUCGCCAGUAGCCAGUCGCAAUCCUCCCGCCGCCCACUCCACCCACACGACCCAUCCAAAUGAUAAUGAUGAUGACGAUAAUCAUUACAAAAAAGAGAGAGAAAAUCGUGCGGGACCGGUCGAGUCAUUUGAAUCGAAUGUGACGCACCACGACGUUUUGGCCCGGCCAACUAAAAAUAAUCCUUCUCUCCCCAGUCGUUGUCGUUAAGACCCGACCCGUGGUCCCCUCCCAUUUUCCUUUUGCUUCCUUCCUUUUUCCUCUCAUUUCUCUCCUGUUCCUCCCUCCCGCCCGCCCGCCCGUCCGUCCGUUUUUUCUCUUCUUGUUUGUCCGUUCUGCUCCGUCUCGCAAUGAUAAAACCUUACAAUGUUGUUACAAUUUUUCUCUCUCUCUGCGUGCCCGCGUCGUCGCCCUCCCCGUGUUUUGGUUGUCUCGGCUCUUUCGGCACUCACCACCCACAAGAAACGGACGGACACGCAGUGCCCGGCUUAAGAGGGGACUUUGGCCCGCUGUUGUUGUUGAAAGGCUUCGAAAGAGUCAAGGCUCCCCACUUCUGACUUAAACGCAGCACUCCUCUUCCAUUCCUCCUCCCCCCCUCUCUCCGUCUUGUUUCUUAUUUCUCCCGGAAGGAUGGAAUGGAAUGGCCGGCUCGGAUUUCUGUUUUUCUUUUGCACGCGGCCAAAACAAAACAGACACACACACACAAAAAAAGAUGAGUCUUUUUUUUCUCUCUCCUUCCUUCCUUAUUCUCCUUCUCCUCCUACCUCCCUCCUCCCGUCCUUUGCUCCAUCGCCUAGCCGGCCAAUGCACCCCCGCCAUCUCGAUGACUAAAAUUAAACUUUCGUUCCGUCGACUCUCUCCCAUCAACUCGGCUCGGGCUCCUCCGUUCCCCUGCGCGUUCUUUUUCCUCCUCCUUCCAGUUGCGAGUUUGAUCGCUUCCAGUGUCGUCUCGUCCGCCGCUCCGUCUUCCUCACUUCUUGCAACCGUGUGUCCUUCUCUCUGUGCGCCCUGGGCAAAUACGGGAGGGAUCAGCUCUGCUGGGAUUUUUUUCUUUUCCUCCCGUUUUGAUUGAGUUGAUGAAGAGUUGGGCUGCCAGUUAGUCCGGCGACGUUAGCACAAUGACGGAUCGUCAUUGCAGCGUGUCCAUCAACGCUUACAUGACUCUGCCCAGACUGGGGCAGAUGGUCCAGUCGACCAGUAACGGCAAUGUCCAAGCCAAUGGCAUUCGCUUUGAAUAUUCGUGGAGUAACAGCGUCCCGGAUUUGUCGCCGACGCCCAAUCGACGCUCGGCUUCCACGGCUCGUGCCUACCAUCCGCCACCGAUGGAUGCGGAUGCCAACGCCUUUCGGUGCAGCCAUCGCAAGAAUUCGUCGUCGGGUUAUGGCAGUGGCGAGACUCCGGCGCCGGUCAUGGCGGCCACUCUGACCUUUUCCCAUCCGGCCGGAUCGUCCAGUUCCGUCAGCGGAGACAGCGGCCGCAGAGCGACGCAGCCGUACGAGCGGAGGUGCAGGAGCACUUGCAGCAUCACACUGCAGACCAAUCAGGAGAAUCCUGUCGAAUCGAACCAGACGGCUCAGGAGGCUGGAAGUUAUCCGCUUUAUCCGCAUCAUUUCAGACGUUGCUCGGAAGGCGAAACAUGGAACAGCCACACCAAAAUGCCUCCGCUCUCAGUGCCGCCUCCAGUUCAGUCUCCCUGUCCCGUUCUCUCGCCCCUGCCCGCCUCUCCCGUCACCUCUUCAACUCCAGUGGACAAGGUGAAAAGAAGGAAAGACGGAAAGAAAGGAAAAGGACGCGAGAGGCCGCGAACGGUCCACAUUGACGUUUACUGCACGGCCUCCGAGUCGGAAACGGAAACUUGUCUGGAGGAAAGCGACGAAUCGAACGAAUCGAAUACUUCGACUGGGCAGACGGUCUUGAGGGCUGACCAGCCUGGCACCAGAGUCCGCCACAUUCGCAAGAAGACGAGUCUGCCCAAUGGCUUGACCGCGACAAAGGGAUGCGCUCCGGGUCUGAAACCGGUGCUGAGCUACCGGAUCAGCACCAAAGAGCUGGCCGAGGCCGUUGAGCGCAAACGCGUGUCGUCCAAGACGACGGACGCCAGCUCGGACCUGCUGGAUGACGAGCUCUUCCGCAAUUUGACGUUGACGGAUUCGUCGGUCGUUUCCCUGCUGGCCGAUUCCGAGCCAGAAUCCUCCGACACGCGAUUCAGCGAAGAUUCCUACCUGGACGCGAAAGAAUCGGACAAAACUUGGCGAUCGCCGGAGAAGGAACGAAAGCGCAAGAUGCUGGAGCAGCGGAAGCAGCAGUGGCGUGCGGCCAAAUCUGCGGAGCAAUGCGAAGAAUCCGCUCGAUUCGCUUCCAGGGCCAUGCCUACCCGGCCGCCUUCGUCACCUGACAACACUUUGCUGGGCCCUGCAGCCUACGAUUUGCGGGAGAAAUUCAAGAUGCUGGGCCAUUCCGGCAGCGGCGGCAGCUCGGACAAGGUUUCCAGAUGCAAUUCUCAGCGAUGUCCCGUUCUAGACAAAAGUCAUCCAUCUGCUUCUCGGGAAUUUAGCGCUUCCAGUCAAUCACCGCGCCCGGAAUCAGUUCACAUUUCGAGUCCCAGUCCCAGCUACUGCAGCAGCGUCAUGGGCAGUAGCAUCGUGACGGAUAGCAACAGUUCGACCGACGUUCCAGUCGACCAACUGGCAGUUCCCACCCAAUUCGAAAUGCCUUGGCAGUGGCGCAUCCAGCAACCGACCAGUCCCGUCAGAUCCCCCAUUAGUGCGGCACCCUCUAAUUGGACGCUGAAAAAAUUCGGCCGUCACGUCGGACCGGCUCGCAAUCCCGACUGCAGUUGCGCUCACUGCCUGGACCAUUUCGCCCGCCUGCGUUCAAUCCCCAAGAGCGGAGGAAUGAUCCGUUCAUAACGAAAUGAGGGCGGGAAAAAAAAGAUUACGGAUAGAAGAUGAAGAAGAAGAAGAAAAUAAAAACAGUUUCUAACAUUCCCCUACCCGACUCUCACCCUCCCCAUCCCUUCAUCCGGUGAUUCUUGGGGCGUUUCGUUGCCGGAAUUUUUUUUUUUU
This is a messenger RNA of Daphnia pulex (common water flea), 3345 nucleotides long. Its product is annotated as nucleolar and coiled-body phosphoprotein 1-like. Bases 1399 to 3189 code for a protein of 596 amino acids. NCBI's taxonomy places the organism in Eukaryota, Metazoa, Arthropoda, Branchiopoda, Diplostraca, Daphniidae. The transcript has 2 exons. The record is from RefSeq and is a predicted model, not a curated record.